This is a messenger RNA of Hermetia illucens (black soldier fly), 4375 nucleotides long. RefSeq names its product GATA zinc finger domain-containing protein 14. The record is from RefSeq and is a predicted model, not a curated record. NCBI's taxonomy places the organism in Eukaryota, Metazoa, Arthropoda, Insecta, Diptera, Stratiomyidae. The transcript has 5 exons. The coding region runs from base 1302 to 2753 and encodes 483 amino acids.
UGAGUGGUGCGUGAAUGCGGGCGCGACGGGGCUCGGUCUCCGCGUCCGCGGUUUGGAAAAAAACUCUUCUCGAUUCAGUUUGGAAUCACAUUCGGUGGAGUUCACAUCGACUGGAAACGGAAGGCACACGGCGCGCGUGAGGCUUUCGCUUUAACUGUUUACCGAUUCUGGGCAGCAGGACACGACUAUUGGCUCAACUUGGGCUUCCUUCGCAAGGGAUUCAAGCAUUUUCGCCAUCCAAGCUGAAUCUGGCUCCGUUGACUUUUGCGUUCAAUUAGAGAAGACCUCGUGAAGGUGUCCUGCUGCAAGUAAGGGAGUCCCGAGCCGGCGUAGGGUAGUAGUGACGUCACCGCGCCGGGUCAUUUCCGUUAAACGUUUGCAGCCGGCUCCGGCGAUCUUCCUCCGAUUUUCGGCAACCAGUUGUCCGUUACUUCGGUCUCAUUCAUACUUUCAAGCGUUUUUUCCUGAUUUGAUUGUGGUAAACAAAAUUUUAUGCACUUUGAACUCGUUCGUUAUAUCAAGCAAUCGCAGUAAGCCCGCAGGGGUCGCAGGGGCGUCUGUUUGGAGAGGUUUUCCCGCGAUCGCGAUUCUGCGGUUGUCUGCGACUGCAGUGCGAUAGGAUCAUAAAAUCGUUUGCAAUUAUUGUUCUGCAUUUGUGUCGUUUGCUUGCGGCGUGACCGCAGCCCGCAAAGAAGUUGAUCGUCUGCCCUCGACCGUCGGUCGUACGUUGUCGUUCCGGCGGAAACUACCAAAGGCGGAUGCGGUCGUUCUGCCCCCGAGUGAGCGGGAAAAUUUGAAUUGUGAAUUACUUUGAAUUUUCUAAUUCGUUCCUUGAAUUUCUCUGGAUGCAGUAGAACAGGGAAAUCUCCCUAAUUUUUUUGUGCGUGCUGGCUUAGUGCAGUUUCUUCUGUUUGUUUGUAUGAGAUAAGUUUUGGCUUUUGUUCUUUUGUGUUUAUAAUUUUUGCAUUUUCGAAAAAAGAGAAAUGUUUUGAAUUGUUUCGUGCAAAUAUUUCAAGUGAUUUCUAUUUUUUCUUCUGCUCUCCUUGCGUUUACCGGCGGAAAGGAUGCUUAGCGUCUGUGUUUGCAAGAUGAUUCCGGAGGAUUUUUAAAGAAAAUCCUGUUGGUUAACGACUAUCGCAAACAGUGAAUUGCGUGCUGGAGUUUAACAUUUUUCUGGAGCCUAGUUUGGUAAAAGUGUCAUUUUCUGGAUGAAAUGUUCACAUGGUGAUCAGCUACCAAGCGGCCUAAUGCGAAUACGAUUAAAUACAAAUAAAUGGGUACAAUGAGGCCAAAUAAAUACGAUGUUACCACAGCUUACGGUCUAUGCCAAGAUUUUGUACCUCCUGAUGGUGGUGAUUUCGGGCGCAUUAUGCGAAGAUGCUGUUGUUCUAAUGGCGGAAUGUCCAAGAACCAAAUUGUUAAAUAUGGAUCCCAAAGGAAAAGUACAUUUAUCACCAGAAGGUCCUCCAACGCCAAACAUAACGUUAGGAGGACGCAUCAUUACAACUGCAGACGGCAAGAUAAAAGCACUCACAACGUUAUACUUUAAAUCGCGACAAAGAUACUUAUGCUUCGAUCCAAAUGGGAAACUUCGCGGAGAGUUACAACUAACCGAUCGUUGCUACUUUUUGGAGAAAGACGUUCGCGGUAAAUAUCAGUAUCGUUUGUGGCAAAAUGAAAAGCUUGUCGUCCAAUUCCGACGAAAGGGAGGCAAUCCACCAUGUUCAGAAUUUCAUAAGAUUAAUUCAAAGAAAUAUCAUGCAGUACCUUCACCAAUACGGGCGUCAGCUCGUACCAGUUUUCCUAAUGACAUUAAUAAUAACAAUAGCAGUAAUAAUCGGCAUAAACACAACAAUAGUCUAAGUACAAUAGGAGGCAGCGGCACUAGUAGCAAUAAUAGCGGCGAGAGUCGUCAUCGUCACAGGCACGGUAGCCAGAGGAAGCAAGUGGAACGACGAAGAUCGCACCAGCGCAGCAAAGAAUUAGGCGUGAACGAUCCUACUGCAUUGGUUCCAGCCGCAGGGCAACAAAAUGGCGGCGGCAACAAACACAUGCCACGUGACCGAAGCAAAAUGGGGGCGCCGGGCAGACGAAAACACAAUCGUGGCAAAAAGCACAGGCAUCAUCAGAAUAAUCGGCAAGGUGGGCUGGCAUUGACAGGCCCAAGUGCACCUGCUAGCCAGGAGCAGAACCAAAAGCCGGACCAUAGUAUCGAGAUCGCGAACGUGGGCCAAAGCAUAGCGAACAAAGAGGGUAGUGCCUCGACCGGUCCUAGACACAGGAACGGCAAGCGGCGAAGCUACUCAAACGUACACGAUGAAUACUCGAAUGAUGAGCCAAGUGCAAUAAACGAAAGGCCAAUACAAAAUAGUUUGACUGAUUUCCCCAAUCCUAGCGCUAAAAAGUAUCAUAUUCGUAACUGGAUAACCAGCAGCAGCAGCAGUAGUGGUAGCUUAAGUAGUAUUAGCGACGCUAACGCCGAUAGAAUACAUAAAUCUACUAAUUCUUAUAACAAGAACAGUGAGGACGAGGACGCUGAUAGCCUAAGCAGCAGCAAAAGCAGUAGUAUUAGCCCUAGUAGUAGCCGCAGCCGUCUUAUUAGCAGCAUUGCCAGCUCGCAGUCACCGCCUAGCCAUAUGAAAAAGUAUUACCAGAACAAAACAGCACAUUAUAAGUCGCCAGCGGUAUUGAAACCGGAUAAAAUGCGUAGGCUCCGGAACCGGCCUACCCCCAACAAUGACAACAGCAACUAAGCAUAAAAAUCAAAUGAAAAGUAACAUGUCGAGCAACCAUUUUGCAUCAAAAUGUUGGCAACGCUGGAUUAUUUUAUUAUUAUGAAUAUAUUAUGAUAGUUCUUAGUUGUACGUCUACUCCGCGGACUCCGUACCUAUUUUUUACCAUUUCCCCCUCAUCCCCUAUACGCACACUUUUUAAUGUCAGUAUUUAAUAUUUUAUUUUAAAAUUUUUCAUUCCUGCUAAUGUAUUAACAGUUUUUGUUUGUACUUUUUUUAUUUUGUGACAAUUGCAAGCAAAAUAAUUUUUUAAAAUUGAAUCAACUAUUUGAAGGAGGAAAUGAUUCAACCCGAAAUACAUUCCGACCCGAAUUUGGAGGUCCUCAAAGACCCAUCCCCAUCGCAAGCCAAAUCCACUUCAAUUGAACCCUUAAAUCCGCUCUCUACACUUCAUGUAUAAAGACCCCACAAAUCGAAUUUAUUUCCUUCUCAAAUGACCAGUUCAAUUGUUUUUAUUGAAAGUCCUUAUUUGCAAGGAUCAUUGCCAAGAUCAGACUUUGCAUUGUGCGCGGGGGCCGUCCCUCCUGCAGGGGAGCCGGCCGAAGUGCCGAAAAUUGGUUUUGAAAACGAAUGGAAUGAGCAAAUGUAUAAUUUGUAGUGAGUAAAUACUAAAACUUUGUAUAGAGACGAGCGUCAAGAUUGUCCGUUCUAACCAGUAACAAUAUGCAGCUUAAAUGUUAUCGGAUUAAAGAUAAUCAAUCUAUAAAGGAAGCUUAAGCAGAAGAUGCGUUUUAUAUACAAGGAGAAAUCUGUAUUCUGUAUACAUAUAAAUAUAUAUAAACUUAUUACAUUCGACAAAUGAAGAAAAUAAUAAAAGCUGUUUAAAUUAAUAUAUAAUAAUUAUUUUUAGAAUUAUUAUUGUAUAUGUACACAUGUAGCGUUUAAAUGUUCAAUGUCUACAUUUCUCUGUCUCUCGAAUAUUUAUACAUCCCCCACACAAACCGUAAGAGGUAAAUUGAGAUUUCAAUUCAUUGAAAUUCGCAUGGAAGCAAGAAAGCCAUAAUUCCAGAAAUCUAUGUAUGACUACGUAGCUCUAUGUAUAUGCAAUGUAAACAUAGAAAACUACCCAUGAAAACCAUAACCAUAGAAAAAAGAAUGCAAUUAAUGUUUAACAAUAAACAAAGUGAAAUGGACGAAAAGUGAGAAAUAAAAACUAAAAUUUAAUUCAAAACAAACACAAAGCGAAAUUUUUUAUUUACGUUUCACAUUUUACCUUUCUUUUUAUCUUUCUUGGUGACUUCACUACAUUCCAAAGCAAUAAUGAGAAAAUUGAAUGGGAUACAAAGUCAUGUAAAAGACUAUCCAGGAUUAAUCUGGAAAACUCUAAUUACCCUAAAUUAUUCAAGCGUGGAAAGCUAAUCCAACCCCCGAGGGUACUAGAAGCCUUAAGCCUAUCAACGCUUCAAGCUUUUUGCAGUUACAUAUAAAUUACAAAAAUUACCACACAAAAGUCAUAUUAAAAUAUGAAACACUUUUAUAUAAAAUUAUAAAGGCACACGCACAUAUAUAUACACUCACAAAAAGACAAAGCAUGCACACAAUGUAAUUUAUUCAUUAUACAAUAAAGAAAGAAGAAACCUCGA